AUGUCUUCACCCCCCGACCCAUCCGAGGUCCUGCGUGGUUUGUCCCACUUGAACGUGGAGACGUACAUUAAUGUCUGUGCUGUCGUGGUGCUGCUUUACGACUACCUUUUGACGUUGCAUUAUGAAGUCAAAUACAUCUGGCCAUCAAAAUGGAGCCUAUCCAAAGUCCUAUUCCUCUGUACUCGAUACCCGGCCUUUAUUGAUACGAGUCUAGUCAUCUGGCUCCAAUUCGGGCACAACCUCUCACCCAAUGUCUGUACAACGUUGUACGAUCUCAUUGGCUGGCUUAUAAUGUUUGGAAUCGCCGUCGCUGAAUGCAUCAUCAUCUUGCGGACGGUAGCACUAUGGGGAGGCCGGCGGUCGGUCAAGUACAGCCUCCUGGCCGUCUUCACCCUCACCUUCAUCGCUGCCAGUAUUGCCCUAGGAAAAUUUCAAAGCACGACGCGAUUCAUUCCAACAGAGAGUCUAGGGAAUUUCUCUACCGGCAAAGGAUGCCUUGUCGGGAAGGCGAGCGUCGAUGUGAUUGGGACAUACAUCAGCUUUACAGUAUUCGACACUGUUAUUGUCACACUCACGAUGAUCAAGGCUAUGAAAUUAAGACGCCGUAUGUUGCAAACACAAAUUACUCUGUUUGUACUCAAAUGAGCUUCUGCAGUAUCGCGCUCAAGCUUGGUCGAAACUUUGUACAGGGAUGGGAUGUUGUACUACGUGACGCUUUUCUGUGAGCAUUUGUCAAAUGUUCAUUUUGAGUCCUCUGACCUUGGUUCCAGUGUUUUCUUUUGUUAGCGUCGUGAUCAUCUUAGCAGUCGCCUCGGAUUUGAUGCUUCUCUUGCUCGGGUACGCCGGCCGUGUCAUCUCUCUGUCACGUGUCUCACCUCUGUUCAAGGUUUCAACGCUCUCUCUACUCCAUCCUUUCUGGUCGCAUCUUACUGCACAUUCACCGAGCUCGAGAGAAAGAGCCUUUUGACAUAAAGUUGCCUCAUCGCAGAGAGCGUGCCGGAUCCUCAAGUAGGUGAUGAAAUAAGCUCUAUCGAGUCUCUCAGGUCAAUUCUAGUGCUAACACUCGUUCAACAGCUGCCUUCCAGGUUGAUAGCGUCCGUCGGGGGAUAGAAAUGGAUUCAUUCGACGACCAUAGACACGACCGAUGAUCACGACGAUAUUUACUAUGGGACUUCUGCUCUAUAUUAGUUGUAGGAUAAUAUCAGUACUGUAUCACAGGAUGAUUGGGAUAACGGGACUAUCACUAAGGAGUUUUCGGUUCCCCACUUACAUUGAAUGCGAGACUUGAACCGUAAUCAUUGUC
Heterobasidion irregulare TC 32-1 is the source of this 1303-nucleotide messenger RNA. RefSeq lists its product as uncharacterized. The transcript is spliced from 11 exons. The record is from RefSeq and is a predicted model, not a curated record. NCBI's taxonomy places the organism in Eukaryota, Fungi, Basidiomycota, Agaricomycetes, Russulales, Bondarzewiaceae. Bases 1 to 645 code for a protein of 214 amino acids.